AUGGAGCACCAACAGCUUCUGAAGCUCUGCUACAUAACCUCCCUGGCCCCCCUCUCUCUUCUGAUCACAGGGCAGAGCUUGAGUCCGACCCACUCCUCCUCUAAAAGGAAGAAGAAACAACGGAGAAACCGAACCACAUUCAACAGCAGCCAACUCCAAGCUCUGGAGCGAGUCUUCGAAAGGACGCACUAUCCAGAUGCUUUCGUCCGAGAGGAGCUGGCCCGAAGGGUGAGCCUUAGUGAAGCCAGAGUCCAGGUCUGGUUUCAGAACCGAAGAGCAAAAUUUCGCCGGAACGAGAGAGCAAUGUUGGCCAACCGGUCAGUAUCGCUCCUCAAAUCCUACACUCAAGACACAGCCAUCGAACAGCCCGUUGCUCCCCGGCCCACCACGCUCAGCCCUGACUAUCUAUCGUGGUCAAGCACCUCCCCCUACAGCAACACGAUGCCUUCAUACGGUUCCAGUGCCCCCAACACCCCCACGCCGGGGGUCAACAUGGCCAACAGUAUUGCCAGCUUGCGCCUUAAAGCCAAAGAGUUCAGCCUCCACCAGAACCAGGUACCUACCGUGAACUGACGUGACCGUCCUUCCUUGGUUGUCCACAGCAUCCCUGGCGAUCUCCACCAAUCAAGACAUUGGAGAUAUUCAUGGUCCAUCAGGGCUCAAAACUCUUCCUCUGCCCCCUAAUGUCUCCUUCUCUUGAAGACCAAAGGAGACAGCUUCCACCAACUUGAGAAACUUCUUGAAGCUCCCUUGGGGAGGAGGCAGCCUCUUCAGGAUCUUGCUGGUGGACCAUGCUGGUGGACCAUGACUUCUUCAAGGAAGAGCAAAUGAUCCAGAAGAUGCGGCCAUCCAGAAAUGAAGACAUGGACCUCAGAGAGCUUUCAGGUUGAGUUGAAAGCCUAAAGAUCUAACUCUUCAAGAACACAGGCUUCAAGAACCCAAAUAUAAUCUGGUCACUGCAUGGUCUUUUCAACCCCGAUUAUCUCCUCGCUCUUCCUUGCCUGGAUAUGGUGACUUUGGGGCCACUGAGAUUUGGCAUGGAGCAGUUUUUUAUUCCAAAUUGACAUCUCUCCUGUACAUGUUAGUUUGUGCAUCUUUGCAGAAUGCACGUGUGUCUAGGAAAUUCAUGGCCCUGCUCGGCUUUCAAACGAUAACAGCGCUUGUUCUGAUUCACCAUGUGCCCCGAAUGACUUCAGGGACCGGUUUGAAAGUGGGACGGCAGCUGAUCGCCCGCAGUCCUUGGAUAAAACCAGCAAAGAGUUUGAUUGCAUGGCUGUGAGUCCUUUAGAACGGCAGUUUUUGCAACUUAAGCCAGGUUGCAAAACAAACAUUUGUGGACGCUGCUUAAAUCAGAGGGUGGAUUUGCAACAGAGAUUGAAAAAAAGAGGAAAAAAAAGACAUUGAAUUUUAGUGGUGAAAGAUGGGCAGCUGAGGAGGGAUGGGGGGCGAUGUAGAAAAAAAAUGGGGCCGGGGGCUGCAAUUAAAUCAUUCCCUUUGCAAUAUCAGCUUUGCAUUCCCAUAACCCUUGCUCUGUUUUACUUCUCUCCAGCUUGGCUCAGCUGGGAGGGUGGAGGGUGGAAGGUACAUAUUAAGGAGGAUUUUGCUGGGAUUACAUGUUGCCCCAAAUUUGGGGUGGUUGUCAUUCUGUUUCUGUCUUUGUGAGAAACACGUCACAUUCCAGUAAGCUGGUUCAUCCGUUUCCAUUCCCUGGAAUUCCCAUAAGGUAGUCCUCAAUGUAUGGCCAUCCGUUUCAAGCUGAUGACGGGGCUG
Notechis scutatus (mainland tiger snake) is the source of this 1770-nucleotide messenger RNA. Lineage: Eukaryota; Metazoa; Chordata; Lepidosauria; Squamata; Elapidae. The record is from RefSeq and is a predicted model, not a curated record.